Molecule: messenger RNA, 528 nt
Organism: Centruroides sculpturatus (bark scorpion)
Lineage: Eukaryota; Metazoa; Arthropoda; Arachnida; Scorpiones; Buthidae
Product: brachyury protein-like
Exons: 3
Coding region: 1-528 (175 amino acids)
Biological process (GO): regulation of transcription by RNA polymerase II; cell fate specification; mesoderm formation
Cellular component (GO): nucleus
Molecular function (GO): DNA-binding transcription factor activity, RNA polymerase II-specific; RNA polymerase II cis-regulatory region sequence-specific DNA binding
Source: RefSeq, a predicted model, not a curated record
AUGAAUAGUGAAAAUAAUUCAAUUGAAAAUAAUUUAGUAGACAGCGAAUUAUGGAAAACAUUUCACUUCCAAAAUAAUAAGAUGAUUUUGACAAAAGCUGGAAGGAGAAUGUUUCCGGUCGUUCGACUGAGAAUUAAGUGUCUCGAUCCCAAUUCUAUGUACAAUGUAGCAUUAGUGUUUGUUUCCAUAGAUAAACACAAAUGGAGAUAUAUGAACGGAUUUUGGUUCACUUCAGGACCCGCAGAACCUCAACCAUCACAGGACGACCAGAUGACGUACAUUCAUCCAGAAUCUCCAAACUUCGGAAGUCAUUUGAUGUCUAAGGACAUUUCCUUUUCAAAAGUUAAAUUAACGGAUAAAUGCAACAAAACAAAUGGAAUAGUACUUAACUCCCUCCACAAAUACAAAACAAAAAUCGUAAUAGAGGAAGUACGACCGGGAUGUGCUAACAGAGCAGUAGCUACGAUUGAUUUUUCUAUUACUACAUUUUAUGCUGUUACUGCAUACCAAAGUGCAGUAACAGCAUAA